Rotaria sp. Silwood1 is the source of this 1068-nucleotide messenger RNA. NCBI's taxonomy places the organism in Eukaryota, Metazoa, Rotifera, Eurotatoria, Philodinida, Philodinidae. The record is from the annotation of a GenBank genome assembly.
AUGAUGCUACAGCAAUCAUCUCAGUCACUUGUAGAAAUUUGUCUUUAUCUGGCAAUAGAAAAUCCUAUUGUGGCAUUAGUACCGUCAGAAAUUCGUUGUGAAAACUAUGUGCCAUUAAAUAUUCAUUUAGUUCGAUUACGAUCGGUUCUUCAAGAAAAGAAAGUCAAUAUCGAAGAGAAAACAAUCAGAUUAUGGCAAGAACAGACGAAUGAGCAAGAGGAAACUGAUAAAAGUCAUUUUCAAUCUUAUUCAACCUUGGAUGAUCCAUCACACUUCUCGGAGUACGAAGAGGACAAUACCCAAAGUAUUCCGUCUUCACCUUCCGUUGCAAAAGAAAACACUAUCGAUGAAAUUGAUUCAGUUCAUGCAUGUUCAUCAUCAUCACAGCAAGAAAUAGCAGAAGACUCCCAUUUGGAAGAACCUCUUGUAUACUCAUCCUUGUUUACAUUCGAUAUGAGAUUGGUACCAUGUUCAUCAUUAAAUUUUCUUCAACAGCUACAUCAAUUUCGAAUGGAAGGAACAGCUGAAGGAAUAAAUAUCACUAAAGCACAGAAGUUUACGAUUACUCAUCCUGAUGGAACAACGUCAGGAUUUAUGUAUAAAGUAGACAAGUUUCAGGAACGUCUAAGGAAAAUCUUCGGUGAUUACCACUAUGAUCAUGAUCAAUAUGUUCUAAUAGAUAAAAAUGAGAUAUUUUUUGAUUUCAACAAAGAUGAGUUUCAUUCAUCACAAAUAUCAUCCGUCACAUAUCGUAUUGUGGAGCGAAAACAUUUGACUUGUGUUGAAUUUCAACAUCAUUCAUCAACAAUAGAAUAUCUCACAACUUCUACUAAUCGAAUAGCCGCGGUUAUAAAACAUUUUAUGGAUGUUAAUCAACGGAAAGACAACACCACUGAUACGUAUCUCUGUUUUUUUGAUCAGCAUGGAGGAUGUAUUGAAGAUGUUAGUGUAGAAGAUUUGCAUGAAAAGAAGAAAAAACUAGUUACCGUUGUAGUCAAAGAACUGACAUCAAUCAAUAAUAGUGUGUGUGAAAUACAUUUGACGGGUGGAAAAAGUAAUAAUCGAUAG